UUGGGCUAGAGCGGAAGUGGUAGCAGGAGCGGAAGUGGAGCUGCAGCCACCGCCGCCGCUGCUGAUUCCCGAGCCCGGUAGCCGCCGCCACAGCCGCCACCGCCACCGUCGCCACUGCAGCCUCUGCAGCCACGGUCGCCGCCGCCUGAGGAGUGGGCUUUGGAAGGACGCGGCCGCCACCCUCAGCUUCGCCGGAAGCGCUGUGCCCUGCAGCCCUCCACGGGAAUGACCAUGGACAAAAGUGAGCUGGUACAGAAAGCCAAACUUGCUGAGCAGGCUGAGCGCUAUGAUGACAUGGCCGCAGCCAUGAAGGCAGUUACAGAGCAGGGACAUGAACUCUCCAACGAAGAGAGAAAUCUACUCUCUGUUGCCUACAAGAAUGUGGUAGGUGCCCGUCGCUCUUCCUGGCGCGUCAUCUCCAGCAUUGAACAGAAGACAGAAAGGAAUGAGAAGAAGCAGCAGAUGGGCAAAGAAUACCGUGAGAAGAUCGAGGCCGAGCUCCAGGACAUCUGCAACGACGUGCUGGAGCUGUUGGACAAGUAUCUUAUUCCCAAUGCUACACAACCAGAAAGUAAGGUGUUCUACUUAAAAAUGAAAGGAGACUAUUUCAGGUAUCUCUCUGAGGUGGCAUCUGGAGAUAAUAAACAAACCACUGUGUCGAACUCCCAGCAGGCUUACCAAGAAGCGUUUGAAAUUAGUAAGAAAGAAAUGCAGCCUACACACCCAAUUCGGCUUGGCCUGGCACUGAAUUUCUCAGUCUUUUACUAUGAGAUUCUAAACUCUCCAGAAAAGGCCUGCAGCCUAGCAAAAACGGCAUUUGAUGAAGCGAUUGCGGAAUUGGAUACACUGAAUGAAGAGUCUUACAAAGACAGCACCCUGAUCAUGCAGCUGCUUAGGGACAAUCUCACUCUGUGGACAUCAGAAAACCAGGGAGACGAAGGAGAUGCUGGGGAGGGGGAGAACUAAUUUCUAUCGUGCUUUGUGAUCUGUUUGGUGUCACUCUGUACCCUCCACAUUAUAUCCCUUUGUGCGAUUAAAAAAAAAAAAAUUGAGCAUUGACUUUCGAUUUUUCACAGCCUCAACCUAGCAAAAAUGCUCCCUGAGAUAAACAGCUGGUACUUGUAUCUAAAACUCAGACUGGUCAUAAUGUGCCACGGCAUUCUGAAGUCUUGAUUUUGAUCAACAUUGAUAAGGAUUACUGUGUGUUUAAUUCUUUAAAACUGAACACUGUGAUUAUGGGGUUUUGUAACUUAGCAGAACUCUUCCUGGUGAGAAAAAUAGACCUGGAUUAUGUGUAACUUUUUGGAAAGUUUAAUCUGAUAUCAAAAUAGUCACUGAAAUACAAUUCUGUUAUAAAGUUGUACAGAUCUGUUUCAGAGAUAGUAUUAUGAUGCUGGGACUUGGAGUGAGACACCAUUUGGCAUCUGAGUUUAAUGGUAAUUCACAGCAAUUCUGCCUGUGGUUGAGGGCUUACAGACACUUGACCAUUUGGAGCUGUUGCUACUCAAAAGUUCAAGACCACAAAUGUCUACAAGUGCCGUCCUCUGGGAAAACAAAGUAAAAUUCUUUGUGGCAGAUAACUGAGCUGUGCUCAUACAACAUGUGUGACUAAAAACCCCCUUCCUCCAGCAGUGUGUGACUGACUGACUGCAGCUUGUGAAAGCAGAGGGCCUGUUGCCCCUAGCUGGAGGAGAAAGAAAAGGAGGCUGUGUGUCUUAUGAAUGGCCGUAUUUGGUUUCUGGAUAAUACCUUUAAGAUUAAUGUUGUAUAGAGGCAGCCUCUCACUUGAGGGGUGCUCAGUCUUUGGGUUCUUCCUAGCUUAGAGAAUGUAAAUUUCGAAAUUGAACGUUCUUUCUGCCCUUACUGUUGUCUUUGGUUUUCUCUUCCCUCUGAACUAACAGUCUUCUACUCCCUUACAUUCUUUUUUUUCGGAGACCUUUUGUCAUCUGUUGGUUUUGCUGUGUGGGCUGUGGUAAGAAUGUAAGCACAUGGGUGAGCUCGCCUUGCCUCAGAUGUUGAGAAGAGCUUCCUGUUCCAUCUCCCUGUCUUCCUCAGUUCUCAGCACAGUUGAUGGUCUUCAUUCAUACCAUGAGUUGAAUCAGAAAGUAUUUUUAAGUAUCUUAAGAUUUUUCCCUGAAUUGCAAGCAACCCUGAUAAUGCUUAUUAGUGCCUGUCACAAGAUCUCCCCCCUGUGCUUAUCCAGUCCAGCUUCUAGAUGUGUCUAAACAAGACCCUGUAACACAGGGACGUUACAUGGACUCUACAACAGAGAGAAGCAGAAACAGCCAGGCCCGUCGGUCUCUCACUUCACCCUCUUUGACAUUCUAUGUAGUUGUAGAGUAGAUCUGUUUGUCUACCUGCUGAAAUGAGAAAAGAAUUCAUGCACUGAUUUAAAACCAAAAGGAAAAAACACACAAAAAAAGUCCCUCCUUUUUAGCUGAACAAAAAUGUGCAGUUAAUACUUGGCGCUUGAAAAUGCAGUAGUGAAUGUGGAACUAAACCUGUCUGUGUGUCUGGUAGCUCUUUGCCUCGUUUUCCUUACCAGUGUUCUGCCUAAAGUUUGCUUCUGUGAUGGUUCUGUUGCCCAGCAAGCACACUUGUGGUUGUGAAAAUAAUAGUAUAGCGAGAAAAAAAGAAAAAAGAGGACUUCAGUUACAGAUGUGCUGGAUAUGUGUCUUUCAGCAGCUCUGGUGUCACCUUACACAGAAUAAUCAGGAAAAUGUAAAACUCAAAAGCGAAAUAAAAGAUUUUAUCAGUUGUUUGUGGAUUGAUGUGUCCCCACCAUCUCUAACAAAAAUUAUUCUGAUCAUUAUUUAUCUUAGACUCUACUGCAAACAGUUUUACUUCAUCCUUUAGAACCAGAAGUGAAGAUGUGUUUGUGUGGCCGCCUCUCGGGUUGGAAAUAAUCAUUGCCAUCUUGAGUCAGAGCGGCUGUGGUCAUCUGUGCAAGAUCCCCACCAUAGUGGGCCUGUUUUUCUGUGGGUGCGGACACCGAUGGCUGGCACUGCUGGUGGUAUUGGCUGCCUGUAAGUGGUGCAGGGAAUUUGCCAGUGCUGCAGCUGCCUUUGAAUCACCUGUGCUCCUUCCUGUAAGAAACCCCAAUAAAGCUUAACUGGUUUGCCAAA
Messenger RNA from Nannospalax galili (Upper Galilee mountains blind mole rat), 3125 nucleotides. RefSeq names its product tyrosine 3-monooxygenase/tryptophan 5-monooxygenase activation protein beta (gene Ywhab). NCBI's taxonomy places the organism in Eukaryota, Metazoa, Chordata, Mammalia, Rodentia, Spalacidae. Bases 226 to 966 code for a protein of 246 amino acids. Gene Ontology annotation, cellular component: cytoplasm. The record is from RefSeq and is a predicted model, not a curated record. Gene Ontology annotation, biological process: signal transduction. The transcript has 6 exons.